This is a messenger RNA of Prorocentrum cordatum, 843 nucleotides long. NCBI's taxonomy places the organism in Eukaryota, Dinophyceae, Prorocentrales, Prorocentraceae. The record is from the annotation of a GenBank genome assembly.
AUGGGGGGAGAUGGAGGACAGGUCAUCGACCGAGCGACCAUGGUCAGAACAAAGGGGUACGGGCUCACAAAAAGUGCAGGCGAUCGUUAUGCAGCUUCACUUGGCGAGAUGGCCAACUACACUCAGCAGCUAUUCGAGGACCGUGGGAUGGGAGCACUGGAACGUCACAGGACACGCAUGUCACAGUGCUUUCUUUCGCAGCAGGCCCUCUGCGAGCCAGUGGUAGCCUGCCGUCUUGGUAACCUGUACAACAAGGAGGCAUUCAUCGGGGCACUGCUCAACAAGAAGCUUCCCAGCAGGCUCAGCCACAUUCGGGCGCUGAAAGAUGUGAAGCAGUGCACGCUGUCGUGGGCAACAGAAGAGGGCGAAAGGCGAAUGGUUGACCCUGUAACCCGCGAGAUUCUGGAUACAGGCGGCUCGCGUGCUGUGCUCAUCUGGCCAAGUGGUGUCGUAGUGUCCGUGAAGACGCUCGCUGAGCUCAAGAUCAAAGAGUGCCCGGUGACAGGGACAGCGUUCGACCCAGACAAGGACGUGAUAGCCUUGGCUCCCAACGAGGAGGAGCUGCAGAGGCUUCACGACAAGCUGCCAGCGCAGACCAAAAAGCGGAUGGCGGCGGCCAUGGAGGGUGCCGCGCUUGGCGAACCAGCAGCCGCCGUCGCGCAGGCGUGCGAGCAGCCUGCCGCGAAGCGGAGCAAGCCCACCGCUGGCGAAGAGGUUUUCCGGGAGAACGCAGCGAAGAGCGAGACGUACAAAAAAUUAUUCAACCCAGACUUGGGACCUGGUCUGACAGGCACGCGGGACCCGUUGGGCACGCCAUGCUACAACCGCGGUCCAAAGGUGUGA